AUGGAGAAUCCGACUUCUUAUGGCAUACAUAAAAUCUGUAUUAUAGCUUUUUUACUUUUUUCUCUAUGUCCUCAACAUUGCCGGGGCAGUUGGAUGUGGCUGGGCAUUACAGCUCUAGGAGUUCCCGAGAAGAUGGGAUGCGCAAAUCUACCGCUCACGAAUAAACAGAAGGAUCUAUGUAAAAGAAAACCUUAUCUAUUACCAAGCAUCAAAGACGGCGCUCGUAUGGGCAUCGCCGAGUGCCAGACGCAGUUUAAGCACGAACGAUGGAACUGUUCAACUACAAAGCAGCAGUCUGUUUUCGGAUAUGAAUUAACCAGUGGGACGAAGGAGACGGCCUUCAUCUACGCGGUGAUGGCGGCGGGCCUGGUGCACGCGGUGACCCGGUCCUGCAGCGCGGGGAACAUGACGGAGUGCUCCUGCGACACCAGCCUGCAGGGCGGUUCGGCCGCCGAGGCCUGGCACUGGGGCGGCUGCUCCGACGACGUCAAGUACGGCACCUGGUUCAGCCGCCGCUUCAUCGACAACUCCGUCAGGAACAUCUCCGCCCGCGGGGGCGACGCCCUGCUCACCAUGAACCAGCACAACAGCGAGGCCGGGAGACAGGCUGUGGCGAAAACCAUGUCGACAGACUGCCGUUGCCACGGCGUCUCGGGCUCGUGCGCGGUGAAAACGUGCUGGCGGACGCUGGCGCCCUUCGAGCGGGUGGGCAGCUUCCUGAAACAGCGCUACGAGGGCAGCGUCCAGGUUCUGGACCGCUCCAAACGCAAGGUCCGGCGCAAGGAGAAGGACCAGCGGCGGGUGCCCAUCGCCAGGGACGAGCUCAUCUUCCUCAACAAGUCGCCCAACUACUGCCUGGAGGACCGACGGGCGGGCGUGGCCGGGACGCGGGGGCGGCGCUGCAACCGGGCGUCGGCCGGGCCGGACGGCUGCAACCUGCUCUGCUGCGGCCGGGGCUACAACACGCACGUGGUGCGGCACGUGGAGCGCUGUGAGUGCAAGUUCGUCUGGUGCUGCUACGUCCGCUGCAGACGCUGCGAGAGCAUGAACGACAUGUACACCUGCAAGUAG
Messenger RNA from Conger conger (European conger), 1071 nucleotides. It is a transcript of the gene wnt16, whose product is annotated as wingless-type MMTV integration site family, member 16. Gene Ontology annotation, molecular function: cytokine activity; frizzled binding. The record is from RefSeq and is a predicted model, not a curated record. The transcript has 4 exons. Gene Ontology annotation, biological process: canonical Wnt signaling pathway; multicellular organism development; neuron differentiation. Lineage: Eukaryota; Metazoa; Chordata; Actinopteri; Anguilliformes; Congridae. Gene Ontology annotation, cellular component: extracellular region. Bases 1 to 1071 code for a protein of 356 amino acids.